Podarcis raffonei (Aeolian wall lizard) is the source of this 1821-nucleotide messenger RNA. It is a transcript of the gene CTNS, whose product is annotated as cystinosin, lysosomal cystine transporter. Gene Ontology annotation, molecular function: L-cystine transmembrane transporter activity. NCBI's taxonomy places the organism in Eukaryota, Metazoa, Chordata, Lepidosauria, Squamata, Lacertidae. Gene Ontology annotation, biological process: L-cystine transport. Gene Ontology annotation, cellular component: lysosomal membrane. The transcript has 11 exons. The record is from RefSeq and is a predicted model, not a curated record. Bases 114 to 1220 code for a protein of 368 amino acids.
AAAGGCUUCCGUGGGAGCAACGCCGGGGAGGGGAAAGACGGCAGUCGCGGGAACCGCUUGGCAGGAGGAGACGCCGCUCCCCGCCCCGCUGCGCUGCCAGCUAUUAGGAAAAAAUGGUGCACAGAAUCGGCCUCUUCCUUCUGCUGGGCCUGUCUCUCGCGUCCUUGGGAGCCUGUGAUGGACCCCCGACGCUUUCUGUUCCUGAGGAGGUUUCACUGGAGAAUGGUGGCGUGAUGGACAUUGCAGUGACUUUAAGUACUCCGCUCAAUCAGACGCUGGUGAUCACGUUUAAUGUUACAUAUUCAUCCAGGGAAAACGGCACCAUCGUCGAGCUGCCUGAUCAAGUAAUCGUAACGGCGGGCGUAAAGAAGGUGAACUUCCUAGUGAGAGCAAAAGAAGUCGGGCAGCUGACGGUGUAUCUUCAGUCCAACUCGUCCAACCAAACAGGGCCCAGAAUCCGCUUCCUCGUGAUCCACAGCAAUGCAGUGAGGAUUGUGGACCAGGUGAUUGGCUGGAUCUACUUUCUGGCUUGGUCAAUCUCCUUUUACCCCCAGGUGUUCGAGAACUGGAGACGGAAAAGCGUCGUGGGACUCAGUUUUGACUUCAUUGCCCUGAACCUUACCGGCUUCAUUGCCUACUCGGUCUUCAACGUUGGCCUCUUCUGGGUCAAAUCUGUGAAGGAGCAGUUCCUGCGCUCCUAUCCCAAUGGCGUGAACCCGGUGGACAGCAACGAUGUCUUCUUCAGCAUCCACGCUGUCGCUGUGACUCUCCUCAUCAUCUUCCAGUGCCUGAUCUACGAGAGAGGGACCCAGAAGGUCUCCUGGGUGGCCGUUGGCUUGCUCAUCUUCGCCUGGCUCUUCGUCUUCGCCACCUUGUCCGUGGCCGCUGCCGGGAAGAUCACGUGGCUGGCCUUCCUUUUCUACUUCUCCUACAUCAAGCUGGGCGUCACCCUUGUCAAAUACUUCCCCCAGGCUUACCUGAAUUUCCGCCGCAAGAGCACCGAGGGCUGGAGCAUCGGAAAUGUUUUGCUGGACUUCACGGGAGGCACCUUCAGCCUCCUUCAGAUGUUCUUGCAGUCUUACAACAAUGAUGAAUGGCGGCUGCUUUUUGGGGACCCCACCAAGUUUGGGCUGGGCCUCUUCUCCAUCAUCUUUGACAUUGUGUUCAUCGUCCAGCAUUACUGCUUGUACCGUCCCCAAGAAUACGAGACUUUUGAUUAACCGUCUGCCCUGCUGGGACGCUCCCUCUGUGCUUGCCUUCGCCAGCUGCGCUUCCUUGAGGUGGACAACGCUACGGGAAUCAGACUUGGUUGUCUGAAAAGCACAGCGACUCCGACCUAUUCCUCACGUGGACUUGGUUACUACAAACCUCAUUUUGCUGCUCCAAAUCGCCUUCUGGUGCCUUAAUGCCUUCUGAGACUGCAGCACAACUGCUGCAGAGGGAAAUCUCUUGGGGGCUUUUCAGGCAAGUGGUGCUCACAGCUGCUUCAGAGGGAAGAUGGGGGUUACUUCUUCCUCUCCAGCUGUUUACGGCUGAGUAUGGGCCAUUAUCUUGCCAUCUAAAAGUUUGCAGCUGCCUGCAAGGAAGGAGAAAAGGGUCGCUCCUCUGAAGGAAUCCAUGCCACGAUCCAAACUACUUAUAUACUUGAAGGUUAUUUGUGCCACAGACGCAAGUCUUCCUUUGAGCUGGGGGAAGAGGAAGGAAAAGGGGUUUGUGGAGGUUGUUGGAAUCAACCUCUUCCUUCCCUUAUUAGCUUUGCUGUUGAGAUGAAGAACUGGUGAUCUGGCCUUUUUAAAAUAAAAUAAAAACAACUUUGUACAA